This is a messenger RNA of Pocillopora meandrina, 34505 nucleotides long. The record is from the annotation of a GenBank genome assembly. Lineage: Eukaryota; Metazoa; Cnidaria; Anthozoa; Scleractinia; Pocilloporidae.
UUUCUAUUAUCAGGUGCGCUGAAGUUUACCAGAACACCUGAAAACUCAUUUCUUGCUCUGGAGGGCGACAAUAUUACCCUUGAAUGGAGGUAUACAUUUGUCGACGGGGAAUCAUUCCUUUCAGCGUCAUUUAGAAUGGGUAGAAGAAAGGUUGUGGACAAACAUAACGGCAACCGUGAUAGCAAACCCAUAAUACAACGCGCGUACCGUCGUCGCUUACACGCGAACAUGACAAAUGAUUACACAUCAAUUACUCUCCUCGCAGUGAAUAGAUUGGACAAGGGAAGCUACACGAUAGAAAUAAGUAGUCUACCAAACGCAGAUGCAAAUACAAGUGAAGUGGAGAUUUCAGUACUGUGUAAGUACAAAGAAACUUUGGAAACAAUGUUACACAAGCAAACAAGAAAUCAUUUCAGUAGUCUUUAACUUUUUCUAUAUAUUGUGAAUAAUAAUUCUAACUGAUUGAGUCAAACAUUGAGCACCUUCGCUCCGCUCAAGACUCGUUUAAGACAACAUUGUAGCUUGUUUGGGGAGAAUACCUGCUGUUUAGUGAAGUUAGAUGUCCUCUUUAACCGUAGAGGAAAUCUUGUUGGCCUAAGUUCAGCCCUACCUGGACCGGCGGCUGUUGUUUACCGUACGCUGUUAGUGAAGAGGACAUAAGAUCAUCCCGGCAUAGGCUAAGAGAGGUGGUAGGCGUAGACAGGUGACCGAUAAAGCUGGCAUCGAGGAUAUACAUCGAGCAUACAUGACCGACCACAAGAGCGAAAGUUAGACCAGUUGUAUGAUUUUCACCUGCGCAAUUGCGACCGGUAUUUUUAAAGUUUAUAUUGGAUUGCUAAGCCAAAAAAAAACAUCAGUUAAAAACCGUUAUUCGUUGUUAGUACCAGUGAUCAAUAGAUGUUUACAACUAUUAGUGGACGAAAUUGUUUUCGACGGUGUUUUUUAUGUUAAUUUUCUGUAUUGUUUGUUGAUAAUUACAGAUUUAGAUCAACCAAAUAUUGCUUCGACGGAUACUAGACCUGUAGAAGGAACAGCUGUGACUUUUUAUUGUAAUUCUAGUGGAGAACCACAGCCGACAACUUCUUGGACAAUGAAUGGAUCUCCCUUAGAUACGAACAGCAAUUCUGGUAUUUUUUUCACGGAUGAUAAGAAGCACCUAACGAUAGUGAACGUAAGCAGAACAGACAGCGGAGAAUAUCAAUGUGUGACAAACAACAGUCUUGGAAAUAUUUCUUCCAAUGCAAGUAUACUGAGAGUCCAACGUAAGAAAACUUUUCCUUUCUUUUUCUUGUGAAUCAUCGCAUUUAAAUAGCUGAGUAAAUUAUUUGCUCAAUUUUGAAAUGUUUGUGAUCUUUAAUCCUAGUUUACCAUUUUCAUAAGUUUAUAAAGUGCCAAAGAGUCAUUGACUUACGAAGCAAUGACUAUGUAAACUCUUAUGCAACUGUUACUUAGCUGUUGUUUUAAUGCUCCCAAGUAACCAUGAAACUUCCUAUUUUGUCUAUGUUGUAAUAAACAUUAUAUAAUAAGCUCAGUUAUACAAGCAUUUUGAUUGGUUCUCACUUAUGAUCUAUUGGAGGACAGACGUAUGGAUGACGUCAUCAUUAAAAACUUUUUUCCGAAUAUUUUAAUUCUUUAUUAUAAAGAACAAAUAGAUUCCAAGUUGCCGUGCGUCUGUUCAGUAAUAGAUCACAGAGGACGUCAAAAUGUGGUAAGAACAAUCAGUGCGCCUCGUGUGCCACUUUUUUGUUCUUACCACAUUUUGACGUCAUCUGUGAUCUAUUACUGAACAGACGCACGGCAACUUGGAAUCUAUUUGUUGAAUACUUCAUGACAAUUCAGUCAAUAUGUAUAAUGAUCAAUUUCAAUCAUUUUUAGAUUGUAGGAGGUACCGCUAAUUGAUUCCACCCACCCGUUUAUUAGCUUACGAACAUUAUUUGCACUCUCGUUUUGGAAAAUUAAAAUUCGAAUCAUUUUGAUGGGUGCAUCAUCUACAAGUCCUUUUCACAAAGUUCCUUUUCUUUUCAAUUUUUUUUCGUUAAUUUGAUUUAGGGCACAAUACUGUUAUCUGUUGCCACUGUCCCACUAGACUUUAAUAUCAAUCUAAAAAAUCACAUUCCGCACCUAUCCACAUUUUGGUCCCUAAUAGUACUGUUUAGACUUCUAUGGAGCGGAUCAGAAAUACCUCCUUCUUUCGAGGCAACUGUAAAUGUUACUUUCUUCUCUUUAAAAUAAUGUGCUGGUGAUUUUGCUUCUCUCAUACGGACGGUUGUAGAUAAACCCAAGAUCAACCCUCUUCUACAAAUGAUUCACAGAACCGAAGGAGGCGAGGUGAUUAUAUUUUGCAACGCCACCGGAAAUCCAGCACCGAGAAUAUCAUGGACUAGAAAUGGACAUUCUGUGGACACCAGUAACAGUUCUAGAAUGGAUUUGUCUCACGAAGGAAGGCAACUCUCUAUCAAGAAUGUGAGCAGUGUACCGAUGUGUGGUGGAAAACAGUGUUGAAAAUGUUACGUCCUAUGGCACCACCUUGGAAGUGCAUUGUAAGUAAUGAGGAUUUUUAAUAAAUGAAACCUGAAGGUUUUCUCUUGAAAGUGAGAUGGUUCAUCUUGCUUUCCACGCAAAAGCCUCACUUGGCCUUAAAAUAUAUAACAUCAUAUAUAACACCCAUCAGAGUCGCGUUAUCUCUAAAGUCUGAGGGACAAUCAACUAUAGAGUCGAGAUGACAAAGUUAUACAUAAUUAUGCUCCCUAAUUGACACUGGUUUAAAAGACGUAGGACAAAUUGCCUGAAGGGCCUUUCAUGGCGGAUUCCAGAUUUAUUUACACGCGAAAAGAUUCCCUUUAUUAUCAGUGCCAAAACAGUGCGAAACUGAAUCAGUGAGUCUAUGAAACUGAUUCUUGAAAUAUAAGAUAUUCAUUAAUUAUAUAUGCAAUUUAUACUUCGUUUUUUAAAUGUAGAUAUACCUGGAGUCACAAUGAUUGGUGGUCCACAACAGUUUGCAAUUGUUGGUAAAAUAAAGAAACUCGUGUGCGAGUACGAUGCUCUACCACCCGUGUCUGAAGUGCAGUGGAUAAAAGAUGGAGAUGUGAUAGCUAGAAAUUUUAGUCUGCUGGUCAACGAGUCCCACCUUACUGUUUCACAUUAUAAUGAAAGUGAAAUACAGUUGCUUAUAAAUCAAAGUACCUCUCGGGAUGCUGGAGACUACACCUGCCUUGUUAUUAAUGCUGUGGGUAACUCAUCCCAGAAGACAUCAAUCAUAAGCCAAGGUACUGAAUGUUACUAAGCACUUUACAACUGCGUUUGUCUCUUUUUCGGAGAUUGAAAAUUUUAGUUUAUAGAACAGUAGGAAUGUCAUUUACCGUGAGCGCUCUGAGGAGGUAUAGUAGGGCUACUUAAUUCCCGCGCCAUUCUGAUGAGUUGCUUAUUGGCGAGGUGGGCUUUUGUAUUCAUUUUGAAGAAGAGAGGGGAAUAACGACCAUUUCAAGAGGGGAGCCUCGUUGGAGCAUGAGCUGUGGCCCAUGUGACGUUACAACGUUAUCGAUGCAAUCCACAAUCAGAAAAAACAAUUAAUUCAAAGUAUUCAGCUACUCAUAGAUCUCUGAGAUGAAACUAAUCCGUCUACUAACAAAAAGUACUCAAUCACUGGCGAAGACCUUAUCAUUUACAUGGAGCACCAAAAGUACUUUUUGAAGAAGAGCUUAUCAGGUCCAAUCUGUUCCAUUUUUGUUUCAGAAAAUCAGGAGUUCUCUUAUGUGGGAUAAAGUGUUUGUUCUAUUACUGUUACAAGUUAUAACUACCAACGUACUUGGCAGAAAAGAACAUUUUACAGUUAGCUUCCUGGUUGAAAAUACAGACGUCGCGAAAUGAACUACCAUUUCCCUACAGCACUUAUGUUAAGAAUAGAUGUUGAAUAUCAGAUUUAAAAAAAACUCUUGCUGCUUUUUCACACAGAGCUGCCCUUAAUGAACAUUCAUCCAGAAGGGAAAACUCCCAUGGAGGGAGAAAACAUGACUCUGUCUUGUAACGCCACUGGAAAUCCAGAACCAUCAAUAUCCUGGGUCAAAGAUGGAUUUCCCAUAAACAGCAAUUCUAGGAUCAGCAUUUCACAUGAUAAACAGCGAUUGACAAUAAAGAAUGUAAGCAGAAUGGACAGCGGUGAAUACCGAUGUGUGGCGAGAAACAGAGUUGGAAAUGAUACCUCAAAUUCCAAAGUGAAUGUCCUUUGUAAGUGUCCUACACUCUUUUAUUUCCAGGUCUUACUUGUUAUAGCUGUAUUUAUAAUCUUUAUCAGUUGCAUUGACAUCCUGGAAUUUUAUAAAGUGGUCAUAUCUCUGCUCUUCCGUUGUCGAAAAUUGGAUGAAAUGGUCGUUUAUUUUAACCAGAGGCUCAGUUUACCUUUGGAUGCACGUUUUUGAUGCCGAAAUGGGUAGCGCAUCUGCAGUCUUUCUCAAAUUUUUUUCUUACUUAUUUCACUGAAAAUUUUAUCGGAUCUAUUUCAUUUUUCUCGUUACCUUGUCCAGCACUUGCCUGUUGUGAAAUUCAUGGGCCGUCGGCUACUGAUCAUUUGCACAUGAAUUAGCGCUAGUAGUCCUUUUGAUGUGCCAUAAAUCCAUCAUGAAAUGUCGAGAAUUUACUUGGCUCCCUCAAGCUGGGCUGAACAGUUUAUUCUGAUUUAGCAAGCUGUUUCAGCCAAUCAGAAUGCGUGUCAUAUAGAUAACUCAUUGCGAUAGAUACCAUCACUGUUAUUCCUGUCAAAAGACGAAGUGACAGGACAGGAAUAACAGUGAUGGUAAAGCAAGCUUAAAGCGGCAGAAAUCGCCAGAAACUACAACGGACACACAUGAUGUGAGUAAGUGUUAUUGAUUUUACGUGUAAAAUAUUAAUAUUUCGAAAUAUUUAUCGUUGUAAAUCGACCAUAUUUCGUUCCCCAUUCUAUUCCGUCUAACGUGUUCAAAUUUUCAACGGUUCCUCUCGUAACUUAACACCGAGUCACACAACGCGUGACGCGUUCAUGAAUUAAUCGUUGGCUUUUCCUGGAGACGUGAGCUUGGGCCGCCUGUGGUGUGAGCGAACGACCUUGUUAAGCUAAAUUUGUUGAGAUUCACUGUUCCAGUCCAUUACCUUAAGCAAGAUAUUUCGAAUUCAUAUUUCUUGUGUAGUUGCCUUGAUUAAAUCUGCUAACCCUCUUAAAUACAAAAAAGUUUGAUCGAAUUCAUUGCGUUUAAUUUCUUACCAAGGUAAGCUAAGUUUAUUUUACCCAGAUAUGCUUCGAAAAUUACGCAUUUUAUACUCGCUUUCUAGACAAAAUGCUCAUUUUGACCCGUAAGAAUUCCGGUUAUUUUCAAACUAAUUACUGAUAUAUUUACUCCUAGUUUAGUUCAUGUUUUACGAGGAGGUUUUGUCUCAAUGGGAAGUGAUUGGUUUCUGUAUUUUGAAAAUGUUAGUUGCCAUCGGACGUUAAUAUUUUUAAACUUUGACAUUUAGUGGCUGGGUUGUUUGUAAAUGAUAUCGCAACAUACAUUAUGAAUUGCAACCGUUUCUUGUGCCCAGUACAACUAAUGUCUAGUUAAGCUUUUUAUUAUCUGACGUUAUGCAGCCUUUUUCCAUAAAGAGCUUCCUUUUCUAACACCACUUUAUUUCCUUGAACGGACAGAUUGAGGAAUGAUCAGUCAGUUGCCUGACUGUGAAGCAAAGAUACGUUGAAAAAGCAAACCGCGAGCCAAUUGGCCCACAUAACGUAAUUUGUCGACAUGUCAUAUUUAUGCUUUCGUGAUAGUCCUUUCAGAGUAACAUUUUUUUGAAAUUGCAGUUCGGGCUGAGAUCGUCUCUCAUCGUCAAGUGAAUGUCACAAAAGAAGAGCGAAGUAAUUUAACUUUAUUUUGUAAUGCCACUGGAAACCCAGCACCGAUAAUAUUCUGGACCAAAGAUGGAUCUUCUCUAAGCAAUAGUUCCAGGAUCAGGUUUUCAAAACAUAACAGGCUGUUGACCAUAUCAAAUUUGAACAGAAAAGACAGCGGCCACUACCGAUGUGUAGCGAACAACAGCCUUGGAAAUGAUACUUCAAACGUUAUUACUGUUGACAUCCAAUGUAAGUUCUCAUCUCAUUAUUGUACUGGCAUGAAUAGCGUUUUGAUACACUGCGUCGAUUGUCAGCAGAUUUCAUGCUUCUCUCUCCAAUUCACCCUUUUUUUUGUGUCCGCUAAAGUCAACUUUUGUCAUAAUUAUUGUUUAAUAAACAUGGCCUUUGAAUAGCAUUUGCUCCUACUCUCUACAGGAAACUUUCAUCAUAUGAUUUUUUUCAACAGAAAACGGAUGUACAGUCAUGUAUGCAUUUCUAUGCAGACGUCUUGUUUAUCAGUUGUUUGCCCUUUGCUAACAAGGUUGAUUUCAAAAUUGCAGAUAAACCUGAGAUUACUACUCAUCCUAAAAGUGAUGAUAUAAAAGAUUUAGGACCUGUACUUCUCUCUAUCCAGGAGUAUGAUUAGGUAUCCGUGAACUAGUAUGUACACUUUCUAGUGAAAGAAUCUCCUGCAAUGUGGUUUUAUCAAAAUAAUUGAGAGAGACGUGCUUAUUAUUCACCGGCAUUCUAUAACGAGGAUCUGAUCCAAUGUGCAUUUUAAAAGCUGUUGCUCAAUCUGGUUUACCUUUCCCGGUGAAGACGGAUAAACUUUCAAGUGAAAUUGCAAAUUUUAUUGUUUGUUGAAAUGUUUUUUAAUUCCCUAGUUGUUCCAGACCCACCGCAGAACAUUACUGUUGACACAAAGGGUUCACGAGUUGUAAAUAUCUCCUGGACGGCUGGUUUUGAUGGGAAUAGUGCCAUUUAAAAGUACACAGUAGAGAUCAGGGAACUUGAUCAGAUCUUUAAGGAUGUAGUUUGUCAAGGAUCGCUCUCAAGCAGUGCAUGUGUGGUUUCCGGUCUCUUCACAACUGCCUCUCUUACGGGUCUUUUUCCUUGGACAACAUAAAAUAUCAGAGUGUUUGCCAGAAACAAAAUUGGUAGAAGUAACAGCAGCCCUAUUCUGAAUGUGACCACAGAUGAAGCAGGUAUGCUGCUUACUCUAUGCAGUUUUUUGCUAUGAAUGAAAAGAGUUAUGAAUAACAGCCACACAUGUACCACUAGAACAUGGCAGAGGAUUGGGAGAUACUCUGUAAACUUCUGGUAAUCGUUUGAUAUUAACUGAUUCUCUCCUGAAGUUACCUGAUUUAAAGAAACAUUACAUAAUGUUAUGUCUGUUUUGAAAGAAAAAAAUCUUGCCGCUGUUGUUUUUAAUCACCACCUAUCGGUGGAUUCGAAUGAAAGCAAAAAAAGUUCGUGACAAAUAUGAGAGAAACGAAGUCCGAGUCGGCGUACUUCCUUUUUAUACCGUGGCUCGAAGGGAAUCAGCUCUGAAGAAUAACAUUAUCGAUUCACAACGCCACCUGACUUAAAUUUGAAUUGAACUAUAGGAAGCUCUUACGCGCCUAAAUUUCAGGAAAUUUAGACUAGUCCCAAAGGAAGUGCACCUCUUUUCAGGGUUAUAUUACACUCUUAUCUAGGCACGUUUCAUUUAAGACGAGAAAAAUAAGUUAUGAAUUUGAGUGUUUCCCUAUCAUCUGGAUUGCCUGGCUGUGUUUACUCUAACCUCGUAUAAACGUAUCAAAAUAUAAACAUUUGGUAACCUUCAUUUCUUUGAUUUUGAACGUUAUAUUGGCUUGAGAUUUGCUGUUUCUUGAACACGCUUGCUUUGUUUAGCAUGUUCCUUACCUAAACAUGACAACUGAUUAAAAAAAAUUCCUGUAAGGCUUUCUAAAUAAGUUCGAAUCGUGAUCAAGGGCCCUCGGGAAAGGGGCUUUUGGCACCGGUUUGAUUGAGGCUGUAGAAUUUUGAUGAUAACGAAAAUUGUGCCGAUAAAAACAAAGAAAAUGUCGGGGUGGGAAUCCUGAAAGUAUUUAUUAUCAUGCCAACUUCAAGGGUGUGUUCUACACCUGCAACGAUGCAUAGAUGUAUGUACAGUCUAUUCAGCGGAUUCUUUCAAAUUAGAAACGUUUAUGUCCUAAUUUCUGCUAGUCAUGAUAUACUGUUAGUUUCCUUUCUUUCGCAGUCUGUUCUUGAAUGCAAUGAUGCAAAGUGCAAGACAAAACUGCAAUAUGACCAAAAAAAGAAAAUUUUCAAAUUUCUACACCCUGCUUUCCGCUCGCUGCAGCGAAAUGGGUUUCAAGUUAGCCAGUCAUUAUUAUCUUUCCUUAAAAGAUGAUUUCCUAUAUGCAAGAGACAUUUUAAUUUUAAUCUAACAUUCUAUGAUGGAGCGUUUUGUACUCACCGAUAACUAAAUGUGAAACUAUUAUUUUAUGUUUUCCUCGAAUAGAACCGAGUCGCGGAGCAGAAAAUGUUUCUUCUAGGGAAGUAAACUGUACGACAAACAAAAUCACUUGGGCAGGACUUCCUAAAGAGGCGGCAAAUGGCGUUAUUAAACUUUACGAAAUCCGUCUCGAGUUAAAAGAGAGCUGUUUGAAGGUUGAUUUUACCUUUCAUGCGAUGAACACAACCAAGUCAAGUGUAUUACUGGCUGGCUUCUGGAUGUGUGCAAAGUAUGAAGUGUCUGUUAGAGGUUACACUGUGGCAGGGCCUGGACCCUAUAGCAAAGCUAUAGUCGUGCAAACAAAAAGUAGGUUGGAAAGGUGAAACUCAUGAUCUGUUGCAUCGGCUUUAUACUUCAGGGUUUUCAUCAAGUUAUAUACUUUUUUUUAAACGGUUCAGAAUAUAUGAAAGUCAUAUAUUUGAACUGCGGAUAAAGACGUGAAUGAAAGUGAUCCUCGCUUUGAACCCAUGACCUCUGCGUUGGAGCUGGUACCAGCUCCCAGUUGGCUUGUUAGCUCAGUUGGUAGAGCGCUGCACCGGUAUUGUAGAGGUCAUGGGUUCAAAUCCCGUACAGGCCUGAAUUUUUUUCAGGCCUUAUUUUCACUACUGCCUAAGUAGUGCACAUUACUGCGAGGAUCACUUUCAUUCACAUACUUUUUUUUGUCCCGUGCCUUGUCCUUAUCCUAAACCUUAACAAACACGAAACUUAGCAAACACGGCAAAGUGUUCAGCAUUUUCAUCACACGCUUUCCAAUGAGAAAGUGUAGCCAGAUUACUAAGCUGUUGAGUUUUUAUUUAUUAUUGUUCGGUCCUUACUUUUGCUUGCACAGGUUUGAAAUUAUCCCACACGUGGUCAAAAGAAACACCAUCUGCACCUUCCUUCUCUCAGAUUCCAAGUGGGGAAGGCAUAACAGCAAACAUAACAUUGCCACGCUUUCCAGGGAAUGCAAAGUAUGAGCCCUUUUAUUUAACCUUCCUUCCUUUUUCUUUUUAAAGUGAAAAAAAAAAUCCAAUCUUUUAAGCUUUUUGCUGAAUUAAUGAACAUCGUAUAUCACAGAUUCUUUCAAGUCAUUGUCAUAAGAUACAGCUUGGACUAUACUGGUGUGGUUAACUCACCAGAGAGUUUUACACCAAAGGAUUUAAUGACGUAUGAAGAGGCCCACAAAUCUCCGGUUCCUGCAGCGUAUGUCACUUUUCAGUUGAGAGGGCAGGACUUUGAUGCGUUCCAAGAAUUUGUUGUUGGAGAUGGAGGACAUUCAAGCAGUAAAACAAGAAAUAGUAGAGGCAGUGAUGGGGAGGUCUUUCUCAACAAACCACUCCAGCCAAAUACCAACUACAGAGUGUUUCUCAGAGCUUUUAUAGAGAAGGUAAAGUGACAAACAUCCUCUUUUGAAAAUGCAAACUUGUAGGACAAAAUUCAAUCUUGUUUCACUCACAUUACAUUCAACCAUCGCUUAGCAAGUUACGUGCAACCAAAACUUCUGGCUGAGGAAUACGUUGCAAAAGAUGUAGGUUACGGCGAGAGAAAUGUAAAGGCUAACCCUUCAUUCUCCGGGUCUUAUUUGUUAAGAAAAUCAAUGACGCUUUCAGUUAGUCGCUCAUGGCGUUCGCCCUUUCGUUCGCUCUUUUGUUCGGCCAAUCAGUCAGUCAAUUGGUCCGUCAGAAGUAUUCUUCAUUGAAGCUUUUGAUUACAAUUGUACGAUGGGGAACAAGUAAAGUUACUAUGAGUACAGAAAAAAAACAUGGAAGCACGCAUCCUAGAGUUUUAUGGAUGAUUACCUUCUUCCUGCUUUUUUGAUUACAGAUGGUGUACUUUUCCAGUAACUUCGUAACGAUUGAAACCAAAGGUAAAGUUAAUGGAAUUCUUUUGUCCCUAAGACAACAAAUUUACAACCAACUCGAACAAAUAAGUUGUUUAUCACUGAUGUAAAUGAACAGCUAUUUCAACAACCCUUUAGGCAAUAAAUCACGGAGUACUAGUUUCUUUAUUUCUUUGAAAGACGUGCCGUUUGUUUGACUCACACAUUCAGAUUCAUUAAGACUCUUAUUGCGUAAGGCCUUUAAAAGAUAGAUUCUGGGUAAUUAAUUUUUCUCUCUUAGAGACAUGACCCUUCCGUUUUGUAUUGUUGUGUAAAAACUGCUAACUCAGGGAAAUUCUAUCAGGUAAGCCCGCCGUCAAAGACCUACCAGAAAGAACCAUUUUUAAAGUUGGCGAUGUGGUAGUAUUAACAUGUGAGGCUACUGGAGAUCCUAAGCCUUCUGUUACAUGGAGUAAAGAUGGAAAUACCAGUAUACCACGGGCUCAGUUCAGAAAUGAUGACCACAUUCUUGUCAUUCAAGAGGUCGCACUUGGUGACGGAGGCAUUUAUGAAUGCAGAGCAUCAAACAUUUUUGGGCAACGCCGAACAGCUAUAGUAGUAGUUAUCGCCGGUAAGUAUCAUCAACCGUGGUACGGCUGGCUACAAAAUGAAAUUUUUCCUUUAUGUGAGCAGAAGCUAAAGACGAUUGAUGUCAGAUUUUAUGAGUGAAAUAUUCGACCCCAGGACCCCAUGACAUUUCAAAUUACGGGUAGAAACUAUGCCAAUCAGCUUUCAGAAAGUGGUAGAGGUUUUUUAUUAAACGUUGUCCUGUAAACGUCACCUACUCUUAUUCGUUGACUGUAUUAAAGAUGUUGAAUCUUAUCUUUUCCCCUCUUUUUAAACUCAGUGCCACCAAGCAUCAUGAAAGACGUUUCCCCUCGAUCGGUUAUAUGUGCAAAGGAAACUCCAUGUUCUUUGCUAUGCCACGCCACUAGUGACAUUCUAUUUAACUAUUCUUGGACAAGGAAUGGCCAGGCUCUAGGUGGUCAUAACAUUAAGGUCAUGAACAACAGUGUUAUUAUCACUCCUCUUGAUGAUGAAGAUUUUGGAGAUUAUGUGUGUCACGCCACAAACUCAUUUGGAUCUACAACUCACAAAAUAACUUUGUCAGAAAGCAAAGAGGAAGAAAACAGUAAGUGUUGUCAAUGUUAAACGCUCUGAACGUCCAAGAAACAUUUCAUCCUUAACAGUUAUAUUUGAUUUCAGUACGUAGUGUUUAUGGAUACUUUGCUCUGUCCACAGGCGAGAUUAUAAGAUUUUAUAUGGGAAUAUUUACGACCGAUGUUAGGAAUAAAAGAUACAAUCAAAUUCUCAAUAAAAAUGCCUCACCUUACUGCCACCGUGCUUCGCUUGUUGUGUGACCGCUUACUGUGUUGAAAAGAACCCAUUUCAGCGAAUCAUCCAUUUCUAGGUUUACUACGUACAUAAGAGAAGCGCAAGGCUGCACAGUCCAUUUCCGAACGUCCGAUCCGAAGAGCGAAAAAAACGAAGCUCAAAAUGACCGGGCGGCCACAAAUCCAUCGCAGAACCCGAGCACAUCUAGUGUAGUUUCACAUCAAUUCACUGCAAACUCAAUCUUCCCAGUGAAACCGACUCUAAGCCGCAGUUCGCUUCAAAAAUUUGUUUGUAAACUGUGCCUUGCCGGGAACUACACCUUCACUUGGCACCCGUGGUUCUAAAACAAUUUGUUCAUGAUAAGUGACGGUGUGGUCCCCAGCGAGGCUUAGUUUGUAAAGGAGGCAGGGUUAACAAGCUAGUUUUCAACGGUCGUAUGUUAGGGUGACUGUAUAUGCAGACUGUUAGAAACGUUUAAACUGGAAAUUUUUUAAGCAAACUACGUUUUCGCGUUGGUUUAAUGGGGAAGAUUAAGUUUUUGGUGAAUUGAAAUGAAACUAAAGGAUAUUUGCUUGGAGUUUUCGCCUCUCGGAUCGGGCGUGUUUAGCCUUGGGCUUCUCUUAUGUACGUAGUAAACCUGGAAAUGGAUAACUCGCCAAAAAUGUGUUUUUUCAACAUAGUAAGUGGUCACAUAACAAGCGAUGCACUGUGGAAGUAAGGUGAGGAAUUUUUAUUGAGAAUUUGAUUUAUUUAUUUAUUCCUAGGAGCGGUCGUAAUUUGAAUUUCGUUUUGACUUAUUUUUAAAGAAGAAGAGUUUAAUUUUUUUAAAACUGUUUCAUUAUUUUUUUUCAGUGUGAUUUCGAGGGAUUUAUUUCUACACAAUGUACCAUUAUGUAUCUGUAUAUUUUCUUUACUUUUGAACAGAUGUGCAGAACAUCUUUCGGGCUAAUGACAUCAUAUGGUCAGUGAUCGUUUUCCCGCUGCUUGUUUUGAUUGGUGUAUUGAUAUGGCGGCUUAGAAGAGCUCAGGCGAGCAACAGACCAGCGACUGCUAAGAAAGCCACCAGUAGAGAUACUGUCCAGUCUGUCUUUCCGCCUGAUCAGCACGCGUCAGAACCAGGGUCGUAUAUGGAGCUACGCCCCAGGCCUUCGGAAGGACAAACACGAGUCUCCCCUGAAUACCAGUCCUCACAAGGGAGCCACGUGAACGCUGGGUAUUACAACGUGGUUCCCGAGGAAGGAAACAAAAGGGGAUCAAAUGAAGAAAUAUAUGAUGACAUAGUGCUUUCUGAUUGUUAAUUUCUAGUUUUUAAGUGAGUUCAUUGUUACACCGUCGCAAAUAGAUAUAAAUGAUGACAACAAUUUUGUAGCUUACUCGCAAACUACACGUCAAAUAGGAAGGUAUUUAGGUGUUGUUAUAAAAUAUGCUUUGCCUCUACAGUGGAUGAUUGCAUAAUACACUAAAUCCGUUUGAAAAUUUAUGUUAUGUUCUGUUCGUACAAUAAAUUCUGAACUGUAUUUUUCCCACUUAAGAAAUAGAGAAGCCUUGACUGUGUUCUACUCUAUUGUAAAACACGAAGGAAGCGGCUAGAGCGCGAAAGAAGUGUAGGGAGAAACACUCGACUACGUCUCGUGUUUCUCCCCACUUCUUGAGUGCUCUAGCCGCUUCUUAAGUGCUUUACAAUAGAACAGAGCAUAGUCAAGGCUUCUCUAUUUGUUUUAUUGUAAAGAAUCCGUCCCCAGGCAUUACUUUCAAUUUUCAAAACAAACUUUAUUUCCAAAGCGAAUAACAGUGUCGUGGGCAUGCUCUAUGCUCUCACAGAGUAUGCUACAAUAAGUCAGUCAGAAUCCCUGUUAGAAUAGUUCAAAUAAUCUGAUUGGCUGUACAAGACUGAAGCUGUCAAAAAUGUAAAACUUUCAAAGUUCAAAAACCAUCAAAGUUCACAAACUGCAAUAGUUUACAAACUUAUUAAUAAUAGUUCGGCAGGUCGAAUUUAACCUGAAGUUUUUUAGUCUCAAAUAUAGAAUCUAAAAGUGAAAUGUUCGGUGAAAUUCAGCCGAAUUGUGGCUCACAAAAGCACGCAAGUUUUUUCACAUGGAAAUUAGACAAUAAAGUGUUCAAGCGUGUUUUUUAUGAAUGAAUGACAGCCGAAUUUUCUGCAACAUGAAGAGUGCUCGGGAUGACAGCGGCUGCUCGGCUGCAGUGACUGAUGUGGCCUUCCACUCAACACAUCGGAAAGGAUCUCAGAGCAGGCUGUUAGUUGUUCACUCGAUGGGCGACAGUUGUAAUUUCGGAGGCUUACUUGACUGCGAUGGCCAGAGAUCGCCAUGAUGAGCUAGCUGUGAUAACGGAGUUUUCCAGCCAUCUCAAAACUCUAGUGAUACUUUACGGAUACAAGUGACACUAUAUCAGUGCUUACGUCUUCUGAACUUUUUUUAAACUAGACAAACUAGUGAGCAGCACUGCACGAUUGAAAUUGAAACUGAAACAUGUUUUAUUAUACUAAGUGUUUCUUCUGACAAUAGCAGACUUCGACAAGUAAUCUUUUCAGAAUUUUUUCUUUGUCCCACGCUCGUGACCAAACGAAAAACAUCUUUCUUUAUUUCUUUACCAAGCUCAAAACUUACCAUCUCUCUAAUUUCUAUCUACAAACAUUACGCUAUCGACGUCGCUGAUCCUAGCAGUAUGCAGGACGCGUGUCAUAUGAACUUCCUAAUAGAACUCGUUCACCGUGGAGUCUGUGGCUCAGUGGUGUAGCAUCGGAGCGCGGAAUCCGAAGGUCUGAGGUUCGAUUCCUCGUGGAGACUCAGAAUUUUUUUCUUGUCCCACGCUUGCGACAAGACAAAAAACAUAUUUCUUUACUUUUUACAAUUAGGGAAAGUAAGCUUAGUUGCAUGAUAUACACAUGGUAAAUACGAUGUCUUCUCUCGACCUACACGCAUAGUGUGAAGCAAUCGGAAAGUUUCUGAAAGGUGUGACAAAGGUGUUUUACAUGUAUGACAAUUUCCGGACGUACGUGAUGUGUUAGAGGGCCCUUAACAUUAUUUACUUACAUAGAUAAGUGGAAUUUGCUGAUUUGGAAACCCAUUGAUGAUAGCCUUCUUAAUACGUGCGUGGUUACAGUUAAUUGUAGUCUCAAACAAACGCUGUAAUUCACUUAAUAAACGCUUUCUUGUCAUCAGAAUGGUGGAAUAACUCGAAAGGGAUAUACAAGUACCUAUUGAGUUGUCUCUGAAAGGUAGAAUAGUGCAUUGUAAACGUUCCAGACAAGAUGUCUUUACUUCUUUGAACAGAAGUAAAUCAAGAAAGAAAAUGCUACUCUGGCUAACCAUGUACGUAAGCUUAAUUCGAUUAUUAUUGUUUUCUUGAGCUGAGCUUAUUAAGAGAUUUGAUAAGAGUUCCUUAAGACCUGCUGAUGAUGUCAUCUUUAAACCGCUUGAGCAGCGUUAAGUAGCGAGAUUAUUAUGUAACGACAUAUUUCUCGUGGAAAUACAAAAUACGCGGCAGAGUGCCCACCACUUCAAAAAUGUGCUCCCCUCUUUUAUCAUGGUCCCCUCUCCUUAGUGGCUGUCAAUUAGGGCUGAUCCUUCCUUCUGUUCUCAUGAAAACCAUGCGAUCACCCAAAAUCUGCCUUCCCCCCUCCUUAGGCGGUCUCUUAGCAAUAUGAAGUGAUAGCCAUGUUCGUUUCAUUAACGUUAUUUAUUGUUAAGGGAAUAUCAGCUCAGUUAAUAUUCUCUUGAUAUUGUAAAAUAAUCGCAGAUGGCCUUUUCUGAAUCUCCGGUUUAAAUCUAGCCUACGUGUAGCCAUACCCUUCCCCCGCCAAGGUGAAACGGAGGCGAGGUUUCCCCUUUCUUAUUAGGCAGACUAAACGCGUGCAAUUACAACAUCCCUCUUACAGUAAAUCAACUGCGGACUUCAUUUACUACAUUAUGAAAUCUGCUACACUUUCUAAUGCAGCCAUUUACAAUUCCGUGACAUAAUCAAUAUUUACUAAAACAUUUAAUCAAUGACUUAAUUCGUAAAUAAUAUUCCCCGACACAAUAGGAGCCCACAGCAAAACUGUCGUGCUUGAAGUUUGCUUUCAAGCAUAAUGAGUUUGUUACUGUCAUUUUUUUAGAGGAGCAACGUGAGGAUUAUAUAUCCGUUUCUGAUUUAUGUUCUAGAACAGUUGUCAUCUUUGAAUUUUCAACUCAAUCAUAAUGAGCUUGUUAUUACUAUGGUUUUAAGAAGAGAAAAUUAUUACAUCAUACACAUCCGUAAAAUUAUUACGGAUUACAUUUCCACUUCCAAUAUGUGUAAGUGAAAAGUGUAUUAUCCUUUUAAGCAGAUAGAUAUAAAAGUUAAACUUAGCUCCCAUUGCGAUAUUAGACUAAUAUGGUUGUGGGAAAAUAAACAAGGAAGUAGUGGCUGUUUUGGUGGGUCUAAGUCUGAGGUGGAAAGCGUUCGUUUGCAUCUGAGUGUCAUCAUGAAUCAAUACCGGUUCUCUUGCAAUUUUAAACAAUAUACAUCGUAAACGAAGUCGCCAAUCGAAAGACUUACAAUUAAUGGGACCUUCCUUUGCCACUUUUUCGCUCUAAGUUAGCAGAAUACUGAGCGUUCACCUACUGAAAAGCAUAGAUGUAACGUCAAAGAUUUGAAGAACGAGCCAUUAUUUUUCCUAGUUCCUGCGGAAUUACUUUGGUAAACAAAGUCAUUGACAGUUCAAACUCUGAAAUGCAUUCCUGUACAUGUCUCAGAAAUUAUCAUGCGGAAAUCGAUGAGGUUUUCUAUCAGACAGAUGCGUUCGGAGAACUAACAGUUUACAUAUUAUACAGAAUUUAAAAAGCAUCAGGAAUCCUUUGUUGUAGGGAUAAAAAUGAAGGUUUAUGAUAGCUCUUGACUGAAAAAAUCUAAAAUCUCAAACCGGCCGAGCUCGGCGGAAAUGCGUGACCCAUUAUUCAAUAAUUAUUUAAGACCAGUAAUUGAUACCUUGCAAGGUCAUCGUGUUACAGAGAAACAUCGGCAGAGCGAGGUUCGCUCCAUCGACUAGUCGCUUCUUGUGUUGAAAAAGGCUGUAUUUAUUCGCGUUAAAGUAGUCCAAUCGACAACAAAAGACAUCCUGUGUAAUGGAAGCAGGUUCACUUACAAUCUUUCUCUGUGCUCUUUUUCGUGUUUUCUGCCGAAGGUAAGGUUUACAUGCAUCCCAUUGUUAGAAGCCAUUAUAUGCUUGUAUGUGUUGACAAGAGCGAAAUUAUGACCUAACAAAGUAGAAACUACUGAGACGACGCUUAAAAUUUGCGCUUUCUACGAAAAAUGCAUUGUUUACUUCUGAAAAAGAGAGUUUGAUUCAGCUUUAUACGUAUUUUAGGAUGCGAAAGUUGAAUAUGGUUGUCAACGAACGUGUCGGAAUUGAACUGAGCAUAUCAACGACUACUUUUUAGAAGGUAGGGCACCCUGCCGUUUCCAACCAUGUAUCUGCUUUCGUGAUGUGAGGCUCGACAGAGAAAGCGGCGGCCAAUAACUAUCAUUAGAACCGUAUGAACUGUGAGACAGACAUAGACAACCCGACGAGAAAUGCAUAUAAGGGCUUACUGUAAUGUAAGCCUGGAGAUUCAACACAAAAGUGGAAGUGAUUUACACGGGAUAAGACAAAGUCAGUGAAAGUCCAGGAUUCAUAAAAUGUAUCGAAAACGGAAAGAGGCCAUUUUUUUCCCGUUCGUCGCCUGCUGUUACGAAUCUGAGAUGUUGUGCUAUACAUGUGUCGUUCGAGACUUCCGUGUUUGCUUGUGAUAGUCACCUGGUGUAGUGUCGUCAUUCAGACAUAGAGAGACUAUUGCUUCUUCAUUGCCAAAGGCUAACUGAACUUUAUUGAUAAACACGUUACACAGAUACAAGUAUAAGAGUUUACUGACUUAUAGUAAUUUUACAGCAUGCAGGUAUUUCCAGUACAGUAGGAUUACUGCCAGUAGUACAUUAACUGAAUUAAGAACAAAGCGCUCACCUUAGAACCCAUAUUAAGGUUGUUGUCAAUAAUUAAGAUAGGUACAUGUAUAAUCAAUACACUACAUCCUUCCCGGCCAACGUUGCGAAAUUAUUUUAUCAAUUAAUGUAUUUAAUUAGUAGUAAAUAAAAUUUUCAUUAUCCCUUGUUGAUUUAACUACUCUUUAAUAACAUCUGCCUCGAGCAUUUUAUCAAGCUCAUUGUUGACAGCUUCAAUUUGGCUAAGCGGAAUACGCCUUAAGUGCUGACUGACAGGUUGACCUUUGGGAUCUAUUACAAUUUUUUGCUCAAAAUUUGUGACCUUCCCCAGCCCACGGAACAAAUCAUCAAAUUCGUGAAGCAAAGAUACUAGUUCGCUUUGCCUAUUGCUUUGACUACUCCCAACUGAGUUUACUUGUUUAAGUACUCCUACCUUAAAACUAGAGUCCCUUCCAAGGAGAGAUUCGCCGUGACCUUCAAUUUCAUACAGAACUGUGGUGUCAACACUGUCACCCUUUCGGAGCGUGACGUCAAAAUAUCCGUUACACAUUAAUGGCUUUGUUUGUCCAUAAGCGGUGAACCGCUUUUAAGUUCGUUUCAGCUCGCAAUAUCUAAACUGCGAACGGCACAGUUCUGAAGAAAUAAUAUUGUACUUACUUCCAGUAUCGACAAUCAUGCGUAUCUUUUUGUCAUUCACCUUUAUCUGGAUUGAACUGCUCUCUGUUACGGGAAAAUUUACUGAUUUUUCCAUGUGUUUGUUUGGAACAUGUUUACUCGUAAACUUUCACAUUCAACCAUUUCCAGUCCCUUCGUUUUAGUAAAUAAAAAAAUGUAUAAAAACCACAGUGGCUUUUAGAAUGGAUUUUGUUGAUUACUCACUUUUACUAUGCGCCUGCUUGUCGGCACUUUUGUUAUUAAUUACAUGGGUUUUUAGGUAAAUAUAAGUGUUGUUGGUCUUUCUGGAAAAAUUGGUUUUCAUGGUAGUUAGCAGCUAAGUUUAUACUCGUAAAUCUAAUUUCUUUUCAUGCGAUGGUUUCCAAAUCAACCUUGCAUAGAUAAGCAGAAACUUUUAAUUGCUUUUCCGUUUUUACUUCCUAAGCUGCGCUGCUGCAAUUAAGAUAUGUAUUGUUUUCUAUAUCAGAGCUGUAAAUUCGCACCUAAGUUUCCUACGUUAAUGGCCUAGAGUUUAUUGCAUCCGUCUUUUUAAUUUUGAGAUUCUUUCCGUCGUAGAAACAGAUGGAAUAUUUAAGUAGUUUUCGUUUAACUUCAAAGAUACUUUUUUCCGCUCCUUUAUGUCCUUAUUCAAAUAUUGCGAUUCAGUGAACAAUAGCUCUUCACACCAGUUAUUUCUUAAGCAAGUACCUUGUACAGCUUUGAUGAUUACAAACUAGAGUACGCUAGAGGUCAUGUCACUUGUUGGCCUGACCUAGAAUAAAAGUACUGUGUGGCCAAAGAUUGUCUUAUCCUUGACGUCCGUAUAAGCUCGCUCGAAAUAGAUCUCCGUGUGCCAGGAAAUCGUGACGAGUUUCCGUUCUCGCUGGCAAGUGGUCUCUACCGAGUUAUUUCCCCCAGUUGUUAUUGUUCCGUCUGCAAAGAUUCAGCUUUUCCAGUUUGGGCGCGAAAACGUAUCGUCACAUCUCGUCGGGGUUACUCAGCAAUAGAACUGGUUCGGUGAUGUCGUUAUCUGAACUGUAACUUUCCUGGCACCACUGUGACUUCACGUUGCGUAUUCUAGGCCUGUUCUGCCCGUUUUUGGAGCUGCCAUGGUGUGGUCUCGGCCGUUUUCCAGGCUUGUCGUCCUUGGUCUUGGAUCGGCAAACUCUGGCCAGGUGUCCAAGCUUCUUGCAAGCAUUACAUGUCUUGGUAAUGGCUCCGCAUUGACUCGGUGCGUGUCCGUCUGACCUGCCACAUCUAUGGCAGUUGAAACUUUUCUUCUGGUAUCCACCCUCUUUGAUUUUGUCAAUCUUUAUUGGGUCGUCUCGGCUGCCCUUCGACAGUAAACGUGUCUCCGGCGCGGCGCCCUCUUCGCUUCGUGCGAGUUUCAUCGUCUUUUGGAGGUCCAGCGCUCUCCUUCGUGCCAUAAAUGCGAAACCGUUUCAACACAAGCUUCGCUCUAAAACAGCACCUAGUUAAUUCGCAUUCAAUUAGAACUUUACCGGAGAGAAUAAGCUUUGUGAGUGAAGGAAUCGAAGCACCACUUCCAAAAACACAAAGAAUAAGCAAGAGGGCCGGACCGUAUCACGCUUAUAAAACAUGGAGAGAAAGUAUGCUGAAAGGGAUCAACAAUGCCCACCACCCAAGAACGCGAGGUAAUUUUGAAUAUCAUACGUCUGUAUAUCAUCUGUUUUACAUGUUUGUGUGAGCGUCGCACGUAGUGGUGCUGUGUUUUGAGGAGCUUGAGGUUGCCAUUGAUUUCACUUUGUCCUUUAACAUACAGCAAAAUGGCCUAAACAGGAAUUGAAUUUCGUUCCAGCUGAGUUCUUCAGACAGUUUCUAGCCGAUCUGGGCAAGCCAACAGUGUACUCCGUCAAAGACACCAGCCACUGGAGAGAUCAUAUAUUCGAUACAAGUACGAGACGGAUUUCUUUCAAGAUGUUUGAAAUGAAAGCAAUUCGAUCUGCGUUACUGGAAAUACAGAAAGCACAGGCCUGGUGCGGUAACAGAGCCAUAAAUGAUGAUGAUGAAAAUGAGUUGGACGACAUCAAAACGGCCGAGGACGCCAUUCAUGCAGCUAUUAAACGUGCCAGAACGACCAGAAAGCGUACAUCGUGCAGAAGCCUGUUACACGUCAGUUGCGAGAGUCGGCCGUCACGAGAGUUUGAAGUGAUCUGGUGGCCGGACAUGUAUGAGAGCAUUGGCUACGGAAAUACGCCAUUGCAGUAUUACGUUGGGAAAGUAUUUCACUCGUGAACCACUAAACUGAAAAUCCCCUCUGAAAAUUUCGUUAAGUUAUCUUUACAUGCUCAACCACAACUUUGGCAUAAAGUUGAUUUUACACGGAACGACUUAUUCGUGUCGCUUAGCGCGGACAAUUCUUAACAAGGACACUGCGGGCAAGUUUUCUCAACACGCUGCCACAACAAAAAUAAUGAGUGCGAGUGGUCGUCAAAAAUUAUAUGGUGUAACAUCACUUUAAGCUGUUAGAAUAUUUUCCAUUGCAAUAUUUCAUUUUGUUGAGAGUUAUUACAAAUUUUCGAUCAAUAGCUUGUUUAUUCCACAGCGCGUGCACGAGCGUGGUUCUGAAAGUGCGUGAGUCAGACAUAACAAACGGACAUACAUGUCCGGCCACCAGAUCACUUCAAACGGAGUCACAUUUACAUUUAUUUUAUUAUAACUAAAGCGGACACAAUUCUAAGACACAACUUGAAUUGAUUUCCUUCUUUUAACAAAUUUGCAGAAUUAGUAUAACUACAUCUGUUUACUCCUGAAAAUAUUAAAUCCACGUUACGCGUUCUAUAAUUUUUGCGUUUGUCAUAUUAUUUCGAGAUCUAUUACUAAAGCCGGGGCCGAGCUAUCAACUUAGUCCCUACAGUAUUGCCUUAAUGAAACGAAUUCACACCGAAAUACGGGUAUUCUAAGCACCCAAGCAUCUCGGUUGUUUACGGGUAGUGAACCUCAGGCAUUUAAAAACUCGCGUUCAACUUAAAAUCUUCUUAUCAGAGUACCCUUGUAAACACCAGGUGAAACGGAUUCACACCUAAAUACGAGUGUUUCAAGCACCCAAACAUCUCAGUUGUUUACGGGUAGCGAAAUGUGGCAUUUCAGAGCUCGGGUCAAUCUAGUAAAUUUCUUGUGAAAAUACCCUUGUAAACACCAGGUGAAACGAAUGCACCCAAGCAUAUCUGUUGUUUAAGGGUAGCGAAGUUGCGGCAUUCGUUCAACUUAAAAACUUCUUGUACAUUUCAAUUUUUCUAGUUCAAGACUUUCAAUUUUUGCAUUCAAAUUUUGUAUGGUCUGCUCUUCAUUGCUUUUGGCGCCAAUUCGAGAGUCAACACAAACACCAUUCACAUAGCUCUUUAUCUCGGCAAAAAAUUCAGAUAAAACGAUUCUUUCGGAAAUUUCUCGCGGUCGCAAAAGGCCGACAAAAAGUCCAAAUGAACUCACAAUAUACACUUUGCCUGGUUGUCUUUGAAGAGUCUCCCCUUUCUCUGGGACCCACUCGUCGAACGGCCUCUUCCCGCCAUUUUUGCUCAUUACACUCAAUUCCCGCUUUGAUACGGAGAAUAUUUCGUCUGGAAAACGGCUGAAAAAGAUAUUCUGAGAAAAGAAUCGUGGAAUAAUUCCACAUGAUUCCUUUGUGACUGCAUACCAGUUCUUCUGAUGAUCGAUGCAGGGUGCAAACACUUGAUUAACUGGCCACGAGAGAGUCGGCUGAGGAGCGGGAGAUUUUCCCUCCAUCGCGUUUCGGCGCCAAAGCAGUACUGAGUUCACUUGAAUUUUAUUUUUGCCUCUCAUUUUUGAUAUUAACUAUUCCUGGUUAAUUAUAAAUCUAAAUUUCCCGUUUUGUACAUUUGUGCUUGUUGAGCUCAGUGGCGCGCCACACAAACAUGCGUUUUAAGAGUCUGGGAACAAGUAACUUACGUAAUAGGUAUGGUUGUAUGAUAAUUCUCGUAUCUUUUCGCGUUUCGAUAAAAUGGUCCUCUCCUGAUCGUUUACGACAUGGAAAAAUGAGAGUUAGACAAGCUACAUUCAGAAAAAAUAUCAGUAUUGUGGUAAAAUCCUUGAUACUGCUUCAAAACUCACGCGCGCAAACUUCACGGACAACGCUCCAAAAUAUAAAAUAUUUCUCUUAACUUGUUUUUUUGAAGCACCGAAAAUGGCGGCAAGCUCAAUUUUGACACUCUUCCAGCAUUUGGUUCGCAUCGAUUUAAAAACAUCUCGCUACUUACGAGUGAUAUCACUCCCUCUAAUAAAGAAAAUUUAAAGGGCGCAUAGUGAAGUGUUCAGAGGGUAGAUUUCCAGUAAGUGCGAUGUUCCAGCUGGAAUUGUUUAAUACUGACAAGAAAAACACGGCAGAGAAAAUAAAAAAAAAAUUGUUUUUCAUUAUUUUACUUCAUUUGAGUUUUUUUUGGGGUGGGAAAACACGUUGCUCGCUUGCAAAGUCCGCAAAUGUUGUAAACUAUCCCAUUGCAAAAUCUGCCGUGGGUUAUUAUUUCAUGAAACGUGCUAAUUGAUAUUUUAUAUGUUAAACGUGUUAAUUGAUUUUGUCCAACAAAAGUAAAAAAAGCCAUAAGUAUAACUGACAGGAGUUAACGCCUCGAGUAGAUGGUAGGGGGCCGAAUUCUUUUGGUGUUCAAAGCUCGUCAUGAGUAACACAUCCUGGCGGAAACUCGACGAUGUACUUUAAUCAAAUUAAUGGUAUUUUUAUUAUCUUAAAUUCUAUAAACUGCUAAGAAUUCUGAAUGAUCUUUUAAGGAACAAGGUAACCAUUUCUUCAAUUUUUGAAUGAGGAUACAUAAAGAUAGUUUUAGAGAUAGCAAAGCCGAAAUAUUCCCACGAAAUGCUUAAAUUGUUGAAGAUUUUCACGGUAUUUAAGCAACUUAAUUCUGAUGUUACUUUUUCCAUUAAUAUUCUAACAAUUAACAAUUGGUUCAUGCGUCAGCAUGCUUUCAUAGAGAUAUGAAGCACGCUCGUGCUAUUGAACUUGGAUACCUAAAUUUACUAACUAUGUCAUGAUGUCAAGUUGUACAGCGAAGAGGAUAUUAGUUCAACGUCAAGUUAUAUUUAUUAUAAAGUAAAUUUUCAUCGUUUGGAUCAUCAGGUGCGCCGAAGUUCACUAAAGAACCUCGAAACCCAUUUCUUGUUGUGGAAGGUGACAAUAUUACCCUUGAAUGGGGGCAUACAUUUGGCGAAAGUGAAUCGUUCUUUUUCCUGACCAUUGUAAAAGGUAACCUCGCUGUGGUGACCAAAUUACCUAGCACACUCAGUAUACCAACCUUGUACCAAGGUCGCUUACACGCUAACAUUACCGCUAGUUACGCAUCAGUCACUCUCCUGGAAGUGAAUAGAUUGGAGAUGGGAAGCUACACGUUAAGAGUAUUAUCUUAACCAGAUGGAGAAUCAAAUUCAAGUACAGUGGAUAUUUCAGUACUGUGUAAGUACAAAGAACUAUUAAAAACAAGGUAACAGCUACAUACUAAAAAAAAUCAUUUCAUUUAACUUUGUCACUUAACAAAACUACAAAGCAACAAUGGCAUACUGCAUGUUCGAAUUAUUUAUUAGCUCUAACUCCGACGCUGUUUACUUUUCAGUUGAACCCGAGGUUACAAUUGAUGGCGAUCAUGAGCAAUAUGUGGCCAAAGGCAGCGAUAUCCGGCUGAUAUGUCGGCAUGACGCGUUCCCACCAGUGUCUGAAGUGCAGUGGAUAAAAAACGGAACUGCGAUUUCUGGAAAUACGUCAAGGCUGAUUAGUGAUUCAAGAGUGACAAUUUCAUCUUUCAGUAAGAGUCAAAUACAAUUGACAAUCACUGCAGCUUCCCUAAAGGAUGGGGGAAAUUACACCUGUAGAGUCAUGAAUAUUUUAAACAGCACUCAGGACACGACACUGAUCACAAUUGUGGGUAUAUUAGUAAAACGUAUGUAUAUAUAUAUAUUUUUUUCUUUUUUAAUUAUCGGCAGUGAAUUAAAAAACAGACAAGGAGAGAUCUGUUAAAUACAUUUGGAAAACAAUAAUUAUUACACGAACAAGAAAAUUAUAAUUUUUUUUGUGACAAGCUUGCACAAAUACUGUAUUUAUCCACAGAUAAACCUGAGAUCGUAACUCAUCCUCACAAUAUCACAACGGAAAAAGGUCAAAACGUAACGUUGUAUUGUAACGCUACUGGAAAUCCAGUUCCGACGAUAUCGUAGAUAGAUAGAUAGAUAGAUAGACGUUUAUUAAGAAUACCUUAAUAGCAGCUGGAAGCUGAAUUACAAAGGUGUACAAAUUAUAUAAUAGAACUAUACAAUAAAAUCAAACCUAAAAGGGAACUAAUUUACAUAUGGGCCCAUAUACAAUUGUAAAAGAUGUCAAUUAAAAUGUCUUGCGCUUGCUGGAAUGAAAGUAUCUCUGAACCGAUUUGUUUUGAAGGAAACUCUAAAUGGUCUGCGUCGUCGUAACUCCAUAAGUUGAUCUCGGUUGUCGAAAGGCAGUAAGUGGUACAAACAAUCCAAGGGAUUGGAGACGAUGUUGUUAAAGAAUUUUAAGCAAAGGUCUUCCCUCCGAUCCCUUAGGGUUUUCAGCUCUGCCAUCUGAAGCACUUCUCUAUAAUGAGUAUCAUAACCGUAUAUAAUUUUCAAGGCUCUCUUUUGGACACGCUCUAAACUUAAGCUCAAAUAAUCGGGGAGACUAUAAUGGUAGACCUGACAUCCAUAAAGUAAGACGGAUUGAAUGCAAGCAACAUAAAAAUUCACUAAUUCUGGUGAUGGUACCUUGGCUCGCUUUAACUGAGUUAAAAAGUAAAGGCGCUUAGCGGCCUUUUUAAUCAUCUCAGUAACGUGAGUGUUCCACUUGAGGUUGUCUUGAAAAUACACACCCAGUAAUUUCACGACACUAACGGCGCUAACCUUAGAGCCAUUAAUUUCUAUGAGAUCGUAGGAAGGGGGGAGCGCACGAAGGAAACUCUUAGCUCAUUACAUUUUUUGGAUGAAGUUGAAACGAGUUAAGUGUUGACCAGGUAGUUACUUCGUUUAUCAUAGACUGAGCAUUGCUAGGACCACCCUUGCUUAUGAUUUCAUACACUGUCGUGUCAUCUACAUAUUUUAUACAAUCACUGGCUGAUGGUACUUUCAAAUCAUUUAUCAUAACCAAGAAUAGCCACGGUCCCAAUUUUGUUCCCUGCGGUACUCCUGCUCGGACCGAUCCCCACUCUGAGAGACAAUCAUGUGUAAGUUUGACCCUUUGUUUCCUAUCUUUAAGAAAGGCUAUUAUCCAAUUAAUGAUGUAAGGGUUGAUAUUGUAGGUCGAGAGUUUCGAUAGCAAGAGGCUGUGAUCUAUCAGAUCGAAGGCUUUUCUAUAGUCCAACGCAAAGAUCCGCACGGUGUUCCCCGUUCCGUCUGUUGCUUGCGCCCAAUUGUGCAUCAGGUUUAUCAAUGCAUGCGCAGUGGAGGAUCCUGGAAUACACCCAAAUUGAUCGGGUUCCAGGCGUUUCAGAAGUGCUGGUUUCACAUGUUCAUGGACGACGUAGUGCUCGGCAAUUUUGGACAACGUUGGUGUCAGUGAAAUAGGUCUCAAAUCUUUCGCCGCAUCCUCAACUAUCUUUGUUUUGGGAAGAGGGGUGAUGUUUGCACAUUUCCAAAUGUCCGGUAAAGUCCCUUGACUAAUCGAGGAAUUGAUGAUACAACGAAGAGGUUGAGCGAGCUCAGGAGCGAAGUCACGCAAGACCCAGUUUGGGAUAUUAUCUGGGCCCCCAGCUUUGGAGGAGCUGACCGUACUAAGGCAUUUGAAGGUAGCUUCCAGUGAAAUAAUGGGAGUUUUAAAACCCUCAGUGCUCACAGUUUCGAUAUUAUCUAAAAAGUGGGUCAAACGAAGCUUGAGGUUCUAGCAGAGCUGUGUUGAUUUCAUUAGCCAAGAUCUUAAGGUUGAUUGAGGUAGCUGGUUUACUUGCUAGGAGCUGAUUUGCGACACUUGUAGAUGUUUUGUUCAUUCCACAUAACCGCCUACAUUCGGACCACCACAUUUUAGGAUUGUUUUCGGUCAAAACGCUGACUUUAGUGUUGUAAUAAGAGCGUUUGCAGAGCUUCCGUUCCCUGUUUACUUUGUUCCGGUAGUAGUGGAACAAUGGUUUGUUGUCUUGGUAAUAUGCUCUUUGACGGUGUGCUAUAAGUGCCUUGAGUUUGGGUGAAAUCCAUGGUGCGUCGUUUCGGUGGAACUUAACUCUUUUUGGGAAGAAUAGAAUCUAACCCUAUGUGAAUUAGGUCACUGAAGUGAGCAUACUGUUCUUGGACGCUAUCUAUAGUGUCGAUUAAUGACCAGUCGACCCCCGUCAUAUAACGACCAAAAGCCUGUUUGGACUCAGCGUUAACAGCACGUGUAGUAACCGUUCUGUUUGCAGGAAUAUUGGCCUUCGAUCUAAUUUUUGGAAACAAACCAACAGUACAAUGAUCGGAUAGUCCGAAGGGCGGGAAUGGAGAAGGUUUCUCGUAGUGUUCUGUAAGAUUAGUUAGCACUUUGUCGAGUGUACGAUCCCCUCUUGUUGGAAAGUGGACGACUUGCGUGAGGCGGAACUGCUUAAUAACUGGUGAAACAUUUGCCCUGUUCCAGUCGCCAGCGAGAAUUAUACCUGCGCCAGGGAUAUCACUCUCUAUCCUAGAGAGAGAAUCCAUCAUGUAUUCAAGGAGGGGCUCAUCUUUGGCAGGCGGUGGAGGAUGGUAUACUGUACCAAUGAUAAGGCAGCUAUAACCCCGGGGCAAUCGGUUGGGCGUGAUUUUGGCCCACAAAACCUCAGGGCCCUCGGGGUCAGGAAACUCAUAGUCCCGUAGAAUUGAGAAUUUGAUGGAAUCUUUUACAUAUAGAGCCACACCCCAUGUAGCUUGUGGGUCCUAUCUUUGCGUAUGAUGUUGUAGCCACUAAUGUCAACUACGCUGUCAUCAAUAGAAUCUUUCAGCCAUGUCUCCGUUAUACAACAAAGAUCAAACUCGUGGGUGUUCAAAAAAAAAUACGAAGUUCGUCUAUUUUGGUGCCAAACUCAUUACAUUAGACACAGCUAUUGGCGGUACGAACUGCAAGGUGUUUUUCCUGGCGUCGAUGUUUCUCUUUAGGCUUGAUAAUAGCCAGAUUAUUGAAAUUGACGGCUCUUUCUUCUGUGUAACGGCUGGAGGAAACACGCGUAGUUACUCUCACGGGAAUUGUUGAAAGUCUCGGUAAAGCGUGAUUAUUGAACCGUAAAGAUUCAUUCAAGAUGGAAGAGUUAUAGCAAUUAACAGUUCUUGGUCUUGUGUAACUACUGGAGAUGGCGCGUGUGGUUGUUCUCACGGGAAUUACUGAAAGCCCCGGUAAGGUGUGAUUGUUCGACUGUGAAUAAUUAUUCAAGGUUGAAAAUUCAUUCGUUUCUGAAGAAUAUUUGCUUCGGCCUGUAUUUAAUUGUGUUUUAGUAAGUCUUCCGGACCGUUUCCCUCGGUACUUAAAAAUUCCAUCCGCUCGAAUGUUCUUAAAUAGAACUGACCGUCUCUCCUGAAGGCUGUAAUUUUUCCGGAGCGACACCAGUUCGCGCCGAGAGUACUGUAGGGUCGUUGUUUGGCGAAUUGGAGAAUCAAGCUGCCGAAUUAAAUCUCUAGUGGCUCUCUGCCGGCUACCAAUGGCGAUAAUAGAUUGAGCAGGACCGGGGUUGGUCGAAAUAUCAACGUAUACCGUGAUGUCCAAUGGAGGGUCGUGGCCAGGGAUGACUAAGGAGACAAACCCGUGUUUAGUGUGCUUCUGUAUUGGAACUCUUGAUCGAUGAAAACCAUCUUUGACGAUACAAGUGCAUUUCUUCUUGAGUUGAACAGCAGUGUGCAGGGGUUCCCACCUUGAUUUAAAGGUAGCCUCGAAGGAUAAUAAAUGGUUUAGAAAUGCAGCGCUUAAACAGGAUAGAAUAGUGAUAGAAACUAGAGCUACUCUAAACGUGGCCGCCAUGAUUGGCGCCGAUAUGCUAAUAUGGUACCAUAUGGUAAUAUGGUAUGUAUCAUGGUACAAGAAUGGAUAUCUUAUAAGUAACAGCUUUAGGACCAUUUUGGUGGUGGUAGUGGUAAUAGUCAGAAGUGGUAGUAGUAGUGGUCGUAAAAACAGUGGUAGUAAUAGUAGCGGUAGUAGUGGUAGUAGUUGUAGUAAUAGUAGUAGUAGUGGUAAAAGAAGUAGCGGUAGUGCUAGUAGUAGUAAUUGUAGUAGUGGUCGUAGUAGUUGUGGCAGUAACGAUAAUGGUGGUUGUGGUAAAGAUAGUGGUAGUGGUAAUGAUAGAAGCUCAACUGUCUUUAAAAAUGCCAUUGGCAACCUAACCUGAUGAAAAACAAAAAACAAAAGAAAAUCAAAAACAGCAGAAAAGAGGACAGCUUGUUCAAAAUUUCAAAAUUCAAUGAUUUGCUUUUCGAACUUUGAUAUUAAGUGAGUAGGUGAUUUAAUCCCAUUUUGAAAGAAAAAAAUUAUGAAUAAUAUAUAUAAGACCGGAAUCUCUCUUCAUCCAGGAGUAUGAUUGGGUGUCCGUGAACUAGCAUGUACACUUCCUGGAGAAAGAAUCUCAUGCAAAGUGUUUAUCGAAAUAAUUAAGAGAGAUGAGCUUAUUAUUCACGUUUUAUUAACGAAGAACCUGUGCAACUUGAAAUAUUUUAAAAUAUGUUGAUCGAUCUGGUCUAACUCUUUUGGUAAGGAUGGAUAAACUUCCAACUGAAAUUGUAAAUUUCAGUGUUUAUUUAGAGGUUGUUUAAUUCCCUAGUUGUUCCAGACCCACCCAGAACAUUACUGUCGACACAAAGGGCUCACGAGUUAUAAAUAUUUCCUGGACGGUUGGUUUUGAUGGAAAUUGUGCCAUUAAAAACUACACAGUGGAAAUCAGUCAACAUGAUCAGAUAUUAAAGGAUGUUGUUUGUCAAGGAUCCCUCUCAAGCAGUACAUGUGUGGUUUCCAGACUCUCCACGACUGCCUCUCUGACAGGUAUUUUUCCUUGGACAACAUAUAAUAUCAGAGUGUUUGCUAGUAAUAAAAUUGGCAGAAGUAACAGCAGCCCUAUUCUGAAUGUUACCACGGAUGAAGAAGGUAUGCUGCUUACUCUAUGCAGUUUUUUGCAAUGUAUGAAAAGAGUUAUGAAGAAAAGCUACAAAUGUACCACAAGAACAUGACAGGGGAUUGGGACAUACCCUGUAAACUUCUAGUAAUCGUUUGAUGUUAACUGUUUCUCUCCUGAAGUUACCUGAUUUAAAGAAAUAUUACAUACUGUUAUGUCUGUUUUGAAAGAACAAAUCGUGUUGCUGUUUUUUGAAUCACCACCUCCAGUGUAUCAGGUUAUCUGUCACUCUCUUAAGUAAGAUCAAAUGGAGUUCCUUAGGAGUUUAUCUAACACCUGUACAAAUAUUAUUUUUGAGCUAUAAUCGUUGUUUGUCACAUUUUGACACAUUAAAGGAAAAAAGAUUAUUUGAUUCCUUUUUGCAGUGCCGAGCAAGGCUCCAAAUUUUAUUGUGACUGUUCUAAACUCAACUGCUGUGAAUGUUUCCUGGCAGGUAAUUACCAGAUAUUGCAUGUAACCUCAAACCAAUGUUUCUAUGACUACAGUAUUGACAACUCAUACUGAUUUCCCCUUUGGAGUUUUUCAUUAACCUGAGUUACUUGUUCACAUACCUAUUUUGAUGAGUAGAAUAUUGAAUAUCAUAUGUUCAACACUUAAUGUUCUCUUUGAUUGCUUCGUAACUCUACAUGUAAAGUACAUACACCAUUUAAUAAUCUGUGUUGGAGUAUUACAUGCGUGUCAAGCAAUAAAACAACGGAAACUCUUAACAUGAUUGCACAUAGACGAAAGUGCACUUGAUAGACGAAAAGUUUGGAUUUAGAAUUCUUUGCUGAUUAUCCGACAACCAUGCACGCAUACUUUGCUUGGUUCUUUGAAAUUGCGCGGACAAAAAAGCAUGCAGACGACUGUGCUCCUAACCCUUUAACUUCCAAGAUCUCAUUAGUAAUUCUCCUUACUAUCGUCCACACAGUUCCUGUAAUGUUAGCUUGGAGAAAUUGAUAUUGAAUCAUCUUGUAAUACCCUAAUUGAUAUUUUUCUUUAUUCUCAUCACCUGUCUGCUUGAUAUUGUUUUGAUAUUGUAAGAAGAAAUUCUCUCUUGGUCACUCAUGGGAGUUAAAGGGUUAAUUAACUUGGGACAGUCACUUACCUGUAGGUGACGUCAUCAACGACAUUAUUUUUACCCCCUUGUUUAGAUUCCGUGUCGUUGUGCAUCACUUAGCGGGCCAUAUUUCAUUUCAUCAUAUACCCAGCUGCUCCUGUGAGCAAUAUAAAGCUUAUCCUGUGUCCUGAUUGGUUCACAGCGGGCGCAAGGUGGGCCCAUCUCGCCCACUCAGGAUUAUUUGUUUUGAUCCCACGAGAGAAAAAAGAAUCCGUGAAGCGGACUUGUAAAGAUCGUAACUUUUGGAAAAUUUUGGCGACGGAAUCGCAAAAACCAGCAGAAGACAGUCAAAACAAAGAAGACAUGAAAGAGUCUUAUCAUUAUUUAACUACAAAUAAAGUUGGCUUUCUUAUCCGGUUCUCGAAACAAGGCAAUCUUAAUUCUUAUUGAAGCGAAAUCUUUUGCUAAACGAUAAAUCAUUGACCUAGUUUGUUCGGUCAAGAUGGCUAGAUAUUACCCUCGUUCUUUUGGCCAAAAUCCAGCCAUCUUGACCUCACGUUUGGUGAACAACGCAUAUGUACGGUCCGCUUAAUGCAAAAGUUUGUUUGAAUUGAAAUCUUUCCCCUCUAUUUGAACACAGAGAUAUAAUAAAUAUCUUAAUAACCUCCUUUUCUCGGUCCGAAUUGUAAGUUGUGGAAUCUCCAUUCAUGGCUCGCGUGUGUCAUAAAUCCAAGCGGAAAGACACCCGGUCUGCACAUGGAUGCAGAUCGUGAUGCAAUAAACCUUGCAAGAAUAUCAUUAAUACCUGUCUGUGGCUAGUGUGUCACGUUUUUCUUCUAAUUACAUAUUGACGUCGUCCGAGAUCUACCAAAGAUUUUUAAGAAAAAAAAAACGCGGAAUGUGUUUACAGAAAAGAAAAAGAGAGAUAAAAUUAUUUGAGUACAUGCAAUUGUUAUGACAUUGCAUUACAAUAUUUUGACGCACUGUAAUGUAUGUACACGUAGCGCGUAAAAACUAGUCGUGGUCAUCAUAUUAAAGUUUUAUUAACUUUACAACCCAGAUGCUGAGUAAAGACAUCGCCAGAGGUGCAGUCUUGGGCUAUUACGUUUUGCACCGGCUUAACAGCACUCCUCUCUGGAUUAAUAAAACUGUUGAUAGAGUUGAAUUGACAUCGUUGUUGGUGGGACCACUAAAUGAACACACUUCAUACGCGUUUGCCAUGCAGGCGUUUAACAGUAAAGGUGCCAGUCAUUUAAGUGCUUCGGUGAGAAAGACUACCGACCAGCAUAGUGAGUGUUACGUUACUUUUUUUUUAAUCAAUCUAUAUUAUUAUUCAUUUUGUUAUGAAUACUGUUAAUGUUUGUGUAAUUUCGGGCAAUUUUUAUUAGCUAUACAACCAAAACUGCUUGCAGCCUUUUGUUUCCUUCAUGGUUACGAUGACAAUUACAUUUGCUGUACAGACACUCUGAUGAUGGUAUGAAUAAAGGUAUACUUAGAGAUUUGAAGAGAUUUUCAGCCGUUCUCUCCUCAGUUUGUUGGCCAUGAAAAACGCAGGGCCUUAUGAUAGUUUCCUUUAGCUUUAAGAGCCUAGUGAGCCACCACAACUAGUCACAAUUAACGAGGUAACAUGUGCAAUACAAUUUAGAACCGAGUAGUACACCACAAGCUGUUACAGUUUGUGCUACAUCUUCUAAAAGUAUCUUCGUCUCCUGGGAUCCUGUCAUUGCUGAUGAUCGAAAUGGAAUUAUCAAAGGAUACAUCGUGAAUCAUCAAGCCUUACCAAAUGGUUACAUCGUUGCUAAGAUCCUCAAUAUCACUAAUGAGGAACAGAAUGAUAGACAAACAGUGACUUUAAGUAACCUGAAUGAGUUUACAAACUACAGCAUCGGGGUAUUAACAUUUACUGUUUUUGGAAAUGGACCAGUAAGUGUUGGCCAGGUUGUGGAGACACUGGAAGACAGUAAGUUUUAUGCCAGCAACUGCGCUGUUAAUUUUUACUUUGUGUUUGUUGGAGCCUUUAAUCGCUUUAUAUCGGCAGCUCUGUCAAUUUUCUUAAGAAGGGUUUCUUUUUUUUUAAAAAACAUUUUUUGUUUGUCCUAUGGACUCAGAAACAGUACUUUCUAAUACUGAAUGCUUUAUAUUGUCCAGUUUUGUGUUCUUCAAAUUUUUGUAGUUUUGAUUAUCUAAUAAUUCUUCCUAACCCUAAGCAAUGUGACAGAUAACAAAAGGCACUUGUCCUCUUGACAGUAGGUUGCUUUCGGGGGAUUUUCUAAUCAGUGGAAGUUUUCUUUUGCCAAAUGCUCGUUCAAAGCCUUGCGACAGUUUUACUUUUGGUCAUACAAGCCUCCGUGAUGACGUGCAAGAUCGACGAAUUAAGGUUUUAUAAACGUUGCUGAAAUUCAAAUGUCCUUUUUAACAUCAUGAUUUUACCUGUCAAACUCGGGGGCCCACCAAAGGCAACAUCUUUUAAAUAUAUAGUCGAUUUUUUCUAUUCCGGCUUUUGUUAAUUUUGUUGUUGUGAUUUACUUAUGAGCUUGUUACUAUCCAUACAAAUUCUUUUUUGUACCAGGGGGCAGUAGCCAAUGUUCCUUCCAUGCUGGUUUGCUUUAGGGAGUUUUUUCUUAAUGCAGACGUUAUCUUUUGGCACGUUCGUUUUCACAUCUUCUUGGAGUUUGAAAACAUGGUUCCUCAAACGUCAUUUUUAAAUUCCUCAAAUUACAGUAACAUGUAAGAGCGAAAGUGUUGACUUAAAAAAUGUUGGUGAUAUGUUUAAUCGUAGAUGUACUCCUUAACUUGACGAUUUUGCCUCUAGAACCGAGUGGUGCACCACAAGCUGUUACAGUUGGUGUUACAUCUUCUCGAAGUAUCUCCGUUUCAUGGCAUCCUGUCAUUGCUGAAGAUAGAAAUGGAAUUAUUAAAGGAUAUAAAGUAAAUUAUCACGCCUUACCAAAUAAUUACGUGGUCACUAAGUUCCUAAAUAUCUCUAAAGAGCAACAGAAUAAAAGACAAACGGUGACUUUAGAUAAUCUGAAUGAAUUUACAAACUACAGCAUUGGAGUGUUAGCAUUUACUCUUCUUGGAAAUGGACCGGCAAGUGUUGGCCAGGUUGUGGAGACACUGGAAGACAGUAAGAUUUAUGCCAGCAUCUGUGCUGUUAUUGUUUCUUUUAUUGUGUUUGUUCUUGCAUUUAAUUAAAUCAUAUUGGACGCAAAAACAGUACUUUGGGAUACUGAGUGUUUUAUAUUUGUCCAGCCUUUUUGUUUUAGUUUUGGUUUUCUUACAUUUGGUGCAAAGUCUUAAUAUAACAGAUAGCAAAAGGCAUAUAUUUUGUUGACAGUAGGAAACUCUCAAGGGCUCUUUCAGCGGUGGAGGUUUUCUUUCACGGCAUUUGCGACAGUUCAACUUCUGGUCUGACAAGCCUCCUUGAAAAUAUAUUGACGUACAUAAUUGGCGAAGUAAACUUUAUAAAAGUUACAAAAAUUAAGAUAUACUUUGUAACUCUAAAAUCCAGUGGCCACCAAAGUCUUCUGAUUAUAUGUCCUUUUUUUCUUUUAAGCUAUAUCAGAUUUUUGUUAGAAAUGUUAUUUACUUCGGAGCCUCUUACUUUUUCUGCAAAAUCUUUGUGUACCAGAAAGUAGUAGGCAGUAUUCCUUCCGUUCUAGUUUGUUUCGAGGGUUUUGUGUUUUGGUUUUUGUUAAAUUAUUGAAUUAUUUUUCAUUCUUUUAUUUGUUUAUUUUUCAAUAAAUGCGGACGCAUUCAUUUGGAAACUGUUCACAGUUUCUUCGAAACUUGUAAAGAUAGUUCUCUUAAACAUCAUUUAUUAACUCCUGAAAUUGCAAUCACAUGAUAGAUCGAAAGUUUAGAGUUAAAAAGUGUCGUCGAUAUAUUCAAUGUUAGAUGUACUUUGUAAUUUCAUGAUUUUGUGUUUAGAACCAAGUAAUGCACCACAUGCUGUUACAGUUAGUGCUACAUCCUCUAGACGUAUCUCCGUGUCAUGGGAUCCGAUCGUUGCUGACGGUCGAAAUGGAAUUAUCAGAGGAUACAUCGUAAAUUAUCAAGCCUUACCAAAAGGCUACAUCGUCGCCAAGAUCCUCAAUAUUACUAAUGAGGAACAGAAUAAUAGACAAACAGUGACUUUAGUUGGUCUAAAUGAGUUUACAAACUACAGCAUCGGGGUGUUAGCAUUUACUAUUUUUGGAAAUGGACCAGCAAGCGUUGGGCAGGUCGUGGAGACACUGGAAGAC